Messenger RNA from Anopheles darlingi, 740 nucleotides. RefSeq names its product selenoprotein H-like. Lineage: Eukaryota; Metazoa; Arthropoda; Insecta; Diptera; Culicidae. The record is from RefSeq and is a predicted model, not a curated record. Gene Ontology annotation, cellular component: Golgi apparatus. The transcript has 2 exons.
AACAAAACACGCGGCGUCGUCCUUGAAAAAACAAAAAGUGCGUAGCAAGAACUAGAUCCACAAGCAAAGCAGAAACGUGUCGUAAAGGAUGGCUCCUCGUCGCAAACGUACGGCUGCCAGCAAGUCUAGCGAGACGGUGGCAAAGAAAGCGAAAUUCGAGGAACCGAAGAUCCCGGCAGCGCCUGCUGAGAAAGAGAAAGCUACUGGCGAGGCCAACGGGGCCUGUCUUUUCAUCGAACACUGCAAAUCAUGAUCCGUGUUCAAGCGCAAGGCCGCAGAGGUCCAUUCGGAACUGUGUGCGCUUGCGCCGGAACACAACUUCCAGUUGGUGUUGAACGAAAACGGUAAACCACGCCGCGGUGCCUUCGAGAUUGCCGUCGCCAAGACCAAGGACGGCGAGAGGGUGUCGGUUUGGUCGGGUCUGCCGAAGGGUCCACCCAGGAAGGACAAAUUCCCAGACGUGAAAACAUUGCUUGACGACGUCGUAAAGGCGCUCAAGUAACGACGUUACCAUUACUUGUGCCAUUUGAGCCUCGCGAUCGUUGCUAGUGGUAGGGUGAUGAUCGCUUCAGGUUGUUACCACUCUUAACGCUAUGCCGCAUGGUGAAUUCGGAAUAAACCGCAAAAACGGCCUCCGCUUUCGGAAGAUUCGCUAGCUUAAUGGUGGACGCUUGGAGCAGAUCAUUGCGCUAACGAACAUCCCUCGAUCGCUUACCACGAGAGUACAAAUUCUUGAUGAA